AUGGACCGGGUACUCAAGAAUUUGAGAGUCCCAGAUGCUGAUCGCUCGGAGUUGGCGUCACAGAUGUUCCGGAAGGGAGCAUAUGAUUGGUGGAAGCGCAUUGACCAGGAUCCACACACGCCCAAGCCUUGGACCUGGGAUCGCUUUGAUCGAGCCUUCACAAAGGAGUACGUCCCCACCCGGUAUCGCGAGGAGAGGCGCGAUGAGUUCGUUGUGCUUAAGCAAGAGGGGAUGUCACUGCCUGAACUGAGACAAGAGUUCGACUACCUGUCCCAGUAUGCGACGAGUCUGGUCUCCACUCCGGAGGAUCGUUUGAAUGAGUUCGUCAAGAAGCUAUGGCCGAACUUGAGGCCGUACGCCGUGCUGAUCACGACGACAGAUUUUAAUGCGGCGUAUGAUUUGAUUGUGAAGACGGAAAAGAGCUUGGACGAUUUUCAGGCAACCAAGAAGGAGGAUCGAGCGACGAAAGACCCGCGACCCGCGGCCAGCACCGGGCCGAGCAGAAAGAGUUUUGGAUUCGGGGGAACGAG
Cuscuta campestris is the source of this 530-nucleotide messenger RNA. NCBI's taxonomy places the organism in Eukaryota, Viridiplantae, Streptophyta, Magnoliopsida, Solanales, Convolvulaceae. The record is from the annotation of a GenBank genome assembly.